Messenger RNA from Ooceraea biroi (clonal raider ant), 1296 nucleotides. RefSeq names its product tachykinin-like peptides receptor 99D. Gene Ontology annotation, cellular component: plasma membrane. The record is from RefSeq and is a predicted model, not a curated record. Gene Ontology annotation, molecular function: tachykinin receptor activity. Lineage: Eukaryota; Metazoa; Arthropoda; Insecta; Hymenoptera; Formicidae. Gene Ontology annotation, biological process: G protein-coupled receptor signaling pathway.
GUGAUUUCUAAUGCUCGCGUUUCAUUCCAGAUAUAUGGCCAUUGUGAAUCCUCUGAGGCGGCGUAUGGGGAAAAAAGCAACUCUGUGCGUUGCGAUUAUUAUAUGGAUCGUUGGAGCGAUCCUCUCCCUGCCGAUGCUGCUCUUCUACACUACUUAUACCCAAAACUUUAUGAAUGGCGAGGUCCGCGUCAUUUGCUACAGCGAUUGGCCAGACAGAGACGACGACGGGCUCAGUUACGACGAAUAUCUGUACAAUGUCGUCUUCAUGAUAUUGACAUACUUUUUACCGAUCGGAUCCAUGACGUUCACGUACGCCAGAGUUGGUCUGGAAUUGUGGGGCUCGCAAAGUAUCGGGGAAGCUACAGCGAGGCAGCUCGAGAAUAUUCGAAGCAAACGAAGGGUACGUAUCGCACAUUGAGUAAUUAAUAUCCGUGCCUAGUCAGACGUGAAAAUCGCUUUCAUUUUAUCAUCAACUUGGCAUCACGAUUUAAAGAAGGAGAAACGCAAAGUCACUUGCGCGGUCAAGGGAGCGAAGUUUGCUCCCCAUCUCUUUACCUCUCGACGAUAAUCUUUUGUUAAAAAGAACCUCACGCAUCGUUUAAUCUGUGAAUAACAAAACGAAUGUUAAUUACUCCAUUUCCAGUGACACUUGAAUAAUUAAACCGUAUCGUCAUAUCGUACUCGCAGUAUAUCUAUACGCGAAGCGAUAGUCUGCUAUAGCAAUAAUGCCCUUUGUUAUUUCGUGACCCUCGAAAUUUAGCCAAAACCGAGCACACUAGCCGUCUCGGUUAAUGAAUUCUGGAUAAUUUCCGUUCACGUUUUAGUCGUUCGUCGUACGCGCGAAACAAGCAUAGAAACGCGCGAGCUACUUGCCGAAUGCUAAACAAAUCAUAUUUCUUAUUGUACCGUGACUGGAGCUUAUCGUAAUGACGUCAUUUGAUAAAUAGCAUCGUGCAGCAAAGAACUGCGGAUGGAGAUGUACGAUGCGUUCCGCUCUAUCAUCGUCCUUCGUAUCGUAUCGGUAUCUCCAAUCUCUCGUUCGCUUCAGGUGACUCAUCAAGAUAGUCGCGACCGCUUAAUGGCCUUUGGAAAGAACGAUAACGCAUUCGUUAUUGUUCGACUGAGGCGUUACACAAGACUGCAACAUUAUUAAAUCAUAGCGUGGGGUCAUAAGAUCCUAUUACAAUCAUAAUAUCCAUCGAACGUGGAAAUAUGAGAGAACAUACGCGAUCGACAUUAAGAUUCACAUGAAACGAUAAUAUCCCGCGUAAACUUGGCUUAUCGGCGCUGCUUUAG